AUGGAGACCCGAAACAUUCACCAAUCUCUUCAUCUUCACGAAGAAAUGAUUUUCCCAUCUCUUUUAAAAGAAAUCACCGAAGAAAUACUGUCAAGACUGCCGGUGAAAUCACUCCUGCGAUUCAGGUGCGUUUCGAAAGCAUGGCGAUCUCUGAUCGACAGCAAACGAUUCAUCAAAAUGCACUAUCAAAAUUCGACAAGAAACCCUAGUUUAGCCCGCCACAAGGUUUUGUUGCUCAAAUCUAUCGCUACACUAGAUCUAGAGCUAACGCUGGUGCAACGCUCUAACCCAUCUACCAGAAUCUCCAAGAAACUGCCUCACUUAGACGACUUAGACGAUACCGACGAUUACGGAGACAAUCGUGCAUUCGACAGUUGUGGGUUGGGUUGGGAUGAAUCGAGUGGCGAUUACAAGGUUUUUGCGACUGCGACUGUGAUGGCCGGGUUCAGACACACCAUGGCUAUAGCUAUGAUGUAUAGCUUGAAGCGUGAUUCAUGGAAGGAAGUGAAGGGUUGGGAUUCAUGGAAGAAGACGAAUGGUAUUGGUAUAGGUAGGGCUACAAUGAGGAUGGGGAUGUUAGCAAGUGGGAGUCUUCACUGGGAGAGGUGUGAUAGACGAGGCGUGGUUGCUUUCGACUUGAAGAGGGAGGUGAUCGGGGCGGUGGAGCUGCCAGAGUGCUCGGAAGGCUGCAGGUGGCUGGGAAUUGGGGUGAUCGGAGAGUGCCUUUCGGCAUACUACCGGCGCGAGUAUUCGAGUUGCGUGGAGAUUUGGAUGAAGAAGGAGUCUUGGGAGAAAGUGGUGGUUCUUGAUCAGCUAUGCAAUCCUCUCCAUAUUUCUCCGGCCUUGGCUCCUUUUUGGGGUGGUGGGUUUUUGUUGAUCAAGAUUGGGAAUUUGAUGGUUUUUGACAGGAAAGGGAUUAGGGUUAUGGUUUCUGUCUUUCUGAUGUUUACAUUGAAAGUUUAG
This is a messenger RNA of Salvia miltiorrhiza (redroot sage), 963 nucleotides long. RefSeq names its product F-box/kelch-repeat protein At3g23880-like. Gene Ontology annotation, molecular function: protein binding. The transcript is spliced from 2 exons. Bases 1 to 963 code for a protein of 320 amino acids. The record is from RefSeq and is a predicted model, not a curated record. NCBI's taxonomy places the organism in Eukaryota, Viridiplantae, Streptophyta, Magnoliopsida, Lamiales, Lamiaceae.